Molecule: messenger RNA, 9947 nt
Organism: Trichechus manatus latirostris (Florida manatee)
Lineage: Eukaryota; Metazoa; Chordata; Mammalia; Sirenia; Trichechidae
Gene: ERCC5
Product: ERCC excision repair 5, endonuclease
Exons: 14
Coding region: 914-4540 (1208 amino acids)
Biological process (GO): nucleotide-excision repair
Cellular component (GO): nucleus
Molecular function (GO): single-stranded DNA binding; DNA endonuclease activity
Source: RefSeq, a predicted model, not a curated record
UUGGAUCUAGUGUGUGUGGUAAUACUAUCGUUUCUUGAGUAACUACGAGUACCGAGUGCUUUGCAUUUAUCACCUCAAAUCCUUAAUAAAAUAUCCUGCUAGAUUGGUUUCAUACCCAUUUUAUUUGUUCAGAAAUGGAAGUUCUGAACAAAUGUGACUGGAACAAUGCUAACAUGUUAAGGUCGGAAUUUGAAUCCUGGUCUAAGGGCUCCAAGACCUACUCUGGCAAUUAGUUUGUCAUUUGUGACUUCAAGCCGUAGCAUCAAUGUUGAUGCUGGAGAAAACUAAAGGGUUAAGGUACCGACUCGAUACCAACCGACGAACUCAUCCAUUCACUCACUUCCCGAGCGCUCCAGGCGCAGCAUAUAUACGUCACACGGGGAGGGCGUGACUUCCGUCCUGCGCUGCGUAUUAGAUGGAAGUCGAGGCCCCGGUUGAGGCGUCGUGUUAUUGACCUACGCGAGGAACAUGUCGGUAGCUGAGGCCCGUCAUCUGAUUGUUCAGCUCGCCAGCGCUGCCCGUUUUCCCGUCUUCCAUUACAAGUACAAACUUUCGGGCCAAAGCGCGGGGCUAGACCACGACCUGUUCUCCCCGAAGCUGGCCAUUCUCUGGUCGCUUCUCUCUUCCGGAGGCUGUGUCAGCCGCCGGGAAGUGCUCCAGCGAGUAUCCCUCCCCGCUCUUUACGUUCUCGUUGAUGCCGCUUUCCCCUGGAAAACUGUGUGUUCCUUGUUUUAUUUCAUUCUUCCAUCCUUUCUGAGUAGGAGCAGGAAGCCUCUUCCCGCUGUCCUUGGCGGUGGUGCGACGCGCUGUAGAAGAAUUAGCGUAAAAAGGCAGUCACUCGGAGGAGUUCCUCCUUGGUCGCCUGUCCCUUGCGGACCCCGCUCCCGAUUUCUGCUAAGGACACCCCUGCCACAUGGGAGUCCAAGGGCUCUGGAAGCUGCUGGAGUGCUCCGGCCGGCAGAUCAGCCCGGAAACGCUGGAAGGGAAGAUUCUUGCAGUUGAUAUUAGCAUUUGGUUAAACCAAGCACUUAAAGGAGUCCGAGAUCGCCAUGGAGGCUCUGUAGAAAACGCUCAUCUUCUCACUUUGUUUCAUCGGCUCUGCAAACUCUUAUUUUUUCGAAUUCGUCCUAUUUUUGUUUUUGAUGGGGAUGCUCCGCUACUGAAGAAGCAGACUUUGGCUAAGAGAAGGCAGAGAAAGGAUUUGGCCAACAGUGACUCCCAGAAAACUACAGAGAAGCUCUUGAAAACAUUUUUGAAAAGACAGGCUAUUAAAACUGCCUUAAAAAGCAAAAGAGAUGAAGCGCUACCCAGCCUUACUCAAGUGCAAAGAGAAGAUGACAUCUAUGUUUUGCCACCUUUACAAGAGGAAGAAAAAAACAGGAUAUCUGCCAUGUUGAGUAGAAUUAGGCUUAUGAAGUGUAAAUUCUAUGUUGUCACAUUUUGCUCUUUACAGGAUGAGUUCUUUCAGAAUCCUCACGCAAUAGAUAUUGAAUCUGAAGACUUCAGCAGCCUGCCCCUGGAAGUAAAGCAUGAAAUCUUGACGGAUAUGAAAGAAUUUACCAAGCGAAGGAGAACAUUAUUUGAAAAAAUGCCAGAGGAGUCCGAUGACUUCUCACAGUAUCAACUCAAAGGCUUGCUUAAAAAAAACUACUUAAAUCAGCACAUAGAGAACAUACAAAAGGAAAUGAAUCAGCAACACUCAGGGCAAAUCCAAAGGCAAUAUGAAGACGAAGGGGGCUUUUUGAAGGAGGUGGAGUCCAGGAGAGUGGUCUCUGAAGACACUUCACAUUACAUCUUGAUAAAAGGUAUUCAAGCUAAGAAAACUGCAGAAGGAGAUUCAGAGUCUCUUCCUUCCUCCAGUAGAAUGCACAGCAUGUCUUUUGACGUGAAGUCACCUCCGUGUGAAAAACUGAAGCCAGAGAAAGAGACUGAUGCUAGCCCUCCUUCUCCGAGAACUCUAUUAGCUAUGCAAGCAGCCAUGCUGGGGAAUAACCCGGAAGAGGAGGUGGAGAGCGGGAGGAAAAGGCCGUACAACGAGAAGAAUGCAUCCGCUGCUGUAGAUGAUGGCUCUGUAUCACCAAGGACUCUCUUAGCUCUUCAGAAAGCUCUUGAUGACGAAGAAGAAGUGAAAGGGCAUGCUGGGAAUGAUGUGCAGACAGGAGGGCUGGGAGUGAAAAAACUGCCUACAAACAAUCCUGAUGAGGAAAGUGAUGAAGGACAUAGAGAUGAUGGAAAAGGAAGGCUGUUUACAGCUGUACCUCAUUCAGCCGGUGUGAACUUUGUAGAGGAGAGUGCAACCAGCACUAAUAGUGAAAAAGAGCUGACCGACUCAGCUGGUUUAUCAAGCGCUAUCUUUUGUCAAGGCAGUGAACCUAGUGUUCAAAAAGAACAAAUUUCAUUUAUUCACCCAGUGAGCGAAGGCCUUCAGACCAGUGAUGAUUCUAUGGAAAAGGAUGGAAAAAGUCCCAUUCCUCUACAGAGUACAGUGCUUAUGAGCAGUGAUGCACCUGGGCUCCAGAAUAGAAAAGCACGGAUACCAGCAUCCUCAACAAGCACAGUUGUUGUAUCGCAGGAUGAAACAUACCCUGAAGGUCUUGAGCUCCAAAACGAUCUCGGCACAUCUGAGAGUAAACGCGAUUCCUCUGUUCUUUCAAGUGAUGAUGAAAUGGAAGGUGGAGAGAAUCGUGCUUGUGAAAUCAGCGGCACUGUCUGUCUGCAAGGAACGGGUGGCACAGCGGUUGUCCCUUCAGAGACAUUAAAUAACUUAGAAAGUGUGGUGUUAUUUAGUGAUAAACAGCAUGAGAAUUUGCUGAAAACCAUCCAGGAAAGUGAGGUAACUGAAUCUGCAAGUCGGGAUGUGAUUUCCGUUCCCAAGUCCCUGGAACUGAGGGAAACUGACUCAGAAGACGGUGAAUCUGAUGGAAGUUUCAUUGAAGUGGACAGUGUAAUUAGUAAUGAUGAAAGCCAAGCUGAAUCCCUGGAAAGUUGGAAACCUUCCUCUGAACGAGGUGACCAGUCAGUUGCUGAGGAAGGCCUGGUAGAGACUGAGAUGGAAGGACCCCCUGGGGAUGCGGAGAGCCUCCUGAGAGACAGCUCUGAAAGCGAGGGCUUAGGGACUGAGCCACGUGGAGAAGCUGAAAAAGAUGCAGAUGAUUCGCUCAGUGAAUGGCAAGAUAUUAAUUUGGAAGAGCUGGAGACUCUGGAGAGCAGCCUUUUAGAACAGCAGAAUUCACUGAAAGCUCAAAAACAGCAGCAAGAACGGGCUGCUGCUACUGUAACAGGCCAGAUGUUCCUGGAAAGCCAGGAACUUCUUCGCCUGUUUGGCAUUCCCUAUAUCGAGGCGCCUAUGGAAGCAGAGGCACAAUGUGCCAUCCUGGACCUGACUGAUCAGACUUCCGGAACAAUCACUGAUGAUAGUGAUAUCUGGCUGUUUGGAGCACGGCACGUCUAUAAAAACUUCUUUAAUAAAAACAAGUUUGUAGAAUAUUACCAAUACGUGGACUUCCAUAACCAGUUAGGAUUGGAUCGGAACAAAUUAAUAAAUUUGGCCUAUUUGCUUGGAAGUGAUUAUACAGAAGGAAUACCAACUGUAGGUUGUGUAACAGCCAUGGAAAUUCUCAAUGAAUUCCCUGGACAUGGCCUGGAACCGCUUCUGAAAUUCUCACAGUGGUGGCAUGAAGCACAGGAUAAUAAGAAGAUAAGACCUAAUCCUUAUGACACCAAAGUGAAAAAAAAAUUACGGAAGUUGCAACUCACGCCUGGUUUCCCUAACCCAUCUGUGGCAGAAGCUUACCUCAAGCCCGUCGUGGAUGACUCAAGGGGAUCGUUUCUGUGGGGGAAACCUGACCUUGCAAAAAUUAGAGAAUUUUGUCAGCGGUAUUUUGGCUGGAGCAGAACUAAGACGGAUGAAUCUCUGUUUCCGGUAUUAAAGCAACUGAAUGCCCAGCAGACGCAGCUUCGAAUUGAUUCCUUCUUUCGAUUAGCUCAACAGGAGAGACAAGAUGCUAAGGGUAUUAAGAGCCAGAGACUCAGCAGAGCUGUCACAUGUAUGCUGAGGAAGGAACGGGAAGAAGAAGCCAGUGAAAUAGAAGCAGUUUCUGUUGCUAUGGAGAAAGAAUUUGAGUUACUUGAUAAGGUAAAAGGAAAAACCCAGAAGAGAAGUGUAGCAAAUAAAUUGAAAGAUUCAUCAAGCCUGAAAAGAAAGAGGCUUUCUGAUUCUAAACGAGAGAAUGAACGUGGUGGGUUUUUGGGGGAGGCCUACCUCUCAGAAUCCUCUGAUGCAUAUUCAGGCGAGGAUGCUGAAAGUUUAUCUUUAAUUAACAUCCGAAGGGGAAAAGCAGCUAAAGAGUCAAAAAUCAGCCCUUCAGAUUUGCAGAACACAGUGAAACACAGUCAUGUAAAGGAUGAAGGUGAGACUACCAGCAGCUCUAGUGAUGAUGAUGAAGAGAAAACAAAAGUAGUCCUGGUGACCGCCAGGUCUGUGUUUGGAAAGAAAAAGAGGAAACUGAGGAAUGCAGGAGGAAGGAAAAGGAAAACCUAAUGUAAGAAUAUCUAUUUUCUGUGCCUGUGUGUAUAUAUACAUGUAUUUCUGUAAUAUUGCCUAAUGAAUUUGCUGUGAGGAAAUAAUAAAAUUAAACAAAUUUGCACAGUCUUUGUAUUUGGUGUGUGGUUUUUAAAUAUAUGAGUGCUAAACUUUAUAAUUAUUUGUUUCCUAAUAUGUUACUUUUUCUGGUGUUUUCUAUUUCAUUGAUUAUUUCCUUACAUUCACAGGUGUUGUCUAUUCGUAUUUCCAACGUCUGAUGCUCUCUGACCAUAUUCGUUUUUUAAAGAAGGAUUUCUACUCAUCAGCACUCACUCUAAAUAUGCCUUCCUUCUGACUUUCAGACUUAGGAGGAAAAGUAUCCUUAUUUUUCAUACCACAGUAGUGGCAGUCCCACACAACUACAUAAAGGCCUGUAUCCUGCUGCUUCCUGUUUUCCCUCAGGCACCCGUUGAAAGAAUAACAAGAGGGAAUCUCACUACUGGAACAUAUUACAAGAAUAUGUUUUCUAUGGUUAUUGCAAAUAAUUAGAAAACCUAUAUAGGGAGCACUAACUGUAUGGGAACCUCUGUACCAUGAUGUUGGGCUUUUAAAAUACUUACGUUGUCAAAAGCUGACUUCUGUGUAAAUGGAUUUGGGGGCUCAGGUCUAUAAUUGAACUGGUAUAGGUUGGCCAGCUCUAGGAGUGGCUUCCAGGGAUUCAUUAUUGUUAACACAGAUGUUUCUUCAGCGUGGACCAGCUGAGGUUAUUUUAAGAUUGCUCCUGCUGAGACAUCUCACAGUAACAACACCCAAACUACUGGGUGCUUAGGUUAAGAACAAGCUGAUCAGCGACAAAAUGGAUUCAAGGCUGGUUUACAGUCUAUAAGACUCCUCUCAUUUUUUCCCAUUCCUAGAAGGUAGUUUUCCAGGGGUACCAACUAAUAGCCUGAGCGUUUCCCUCUUCGUUGGAGCUUUCUCUGAUUUUAGCUACUUAAUGCUUGGCAAAUUAGCCGCUUGUCCUGACAGCUUUAUCAGGAAAUGGCUUGAGUGAAAAGUCAGUGCUCAGCGUCAGGCUUGCUCCUCCGUCCCUUCUUCCUGUAUUCUCGGGCCCUCAAUUCCUGGCUGCCUUGACAGCCCCAAACACUAUUUGUCUCCCCUGUUCUAUGAGGUCGCCUAUGACGUUGCCUAAAGUUCUGCUGGCGCCCUUGAGUUGUGCUGUCUUUGGCUUCUCAGCUUCUUUCUCUACACACAUCAGCAAAUGCACAAGAUUUCUGGCGGCCGUGGCAGCUCUCUGAUGUCUUCUGUUAGGUGUGUGUGUUUGUGUGUGUGUGCACAUGUGUGUUUAAAAUCUGCUCUUCUAGUUGUCAGUAGAAGCAGAGGUCUGCUAUGGGCUGCUUAUGUCUGGAGGCGGAAGUCUCUGUACUUAAUAAACAGUUUAAUAUAACUGAAAGAAUCACUGUCAUCGUGUUGGUUAGGAUGAUCGAUUUAAGGAUUCUGUCUGUGAAGAAAUCCAACACUGAGGAUUGCAUAAUCUUUUAAAUAACUCCUUGAAAAAGACAGGUGAUUUUUAUUCAGCAAAUGACACUUUCUGCUUGUUCUAAAAAGAGCCAAGAAAGAGGCAAAUCCUCUGCCCUGAAUUAACUGCCUAUGAGUAAUACUUUGCAUUGGUUAGGAUUUUGAACUUUCCAGUGUUUUAACCUAAAGUAUUCAUUACACACAUGUAUACUGUGUGCCUUUUAUAUUCUUUUGUAGAUGAGGAAGCCAAGAAACAUACUAAGUAAAUGUGUUAAAACAAUAAGCUAAUUAUUGACAGGAAUAACUAAAAUCAGGCCCCAGACUCCUACUUCUGUCCAAUAUAUUAAUAAUGAUCUUGAUUCAACUUUAUAUAAAUCAUGGCAUAUAAGGUGUUUCUUAGAAGCAGUGCUCACCCUCCUCCUAGGUUUAAUUUUAUAAUGCUGCUUGAUUUUGUUACCCAUAAUAACUACUGGGGAUACCUUCAGUGACAAGAGAAACAAGUAUUCUGAGAGGCACAUAUAUGCUCAUGUGCACAUGGACAGAUAGUCAUCCAUCCUCAGUCUUCCUGUUCAGUCUGGAUAAGGAGAAGAUCACCUACUUUGAUUCCGGGGUCCAGCGCAAUGCUGCACACAUUCUCAAAUAUUCUGGUGCAGUUGUCUCAUUCAGAAAGUGAUUUUCACACCAAGACAAGUGACAUGAAAAAUCCACGGCCUCCAUUUGAUAGCACGCCACAGCCAUAGAGCCUUAGAAUAACUCUUGGCAUCAAAGUUAAAAAACUGGGUUACCUCCCCCAGAUAGUUUUCACUCACUCACAGGACUGGUUUAUAUUCACCUGCUAGCUCUUGCUCUGUUCUUAUCAUCAGACACUCACGUGGAAUAAUCCUACUGUUCUUCAGCCCUUUAUGGGCAUUCCAAAACUGCAUUGCUGUAUACCGAGGGCUCUGAAGCUGCAGCUGUCAGGAUUCUUAAUCCCUUCUGUGUGGACUUGUUGCCAGUGUGUUACAAUAGUAAACCGCUUGCUUUGUUGCUAUUCUUUCAGGCACUAUUAGAGGUCUCGCCAGGAAAACAAAAGUUGUGGAUGAUACCUUUUAACCUUCUAGAAACUCAGCCUUAUUUAGGUAUGUUCAGAUUUAACAUUUAACAAAUAUUGGACUUAUAGGCAAGCAUGUAUAAUAAAGACUGCUGUAUUUAGUGGGAGGAAUGCUAAAUAGGGAACAGAAUGUGUGACCACCUUUGCUGUUGUUUAGUAUGUGACCUCAGUGACUUAGCCUUCUUGUUUUCCUCCUUUGUAAACUGUAGGGAAAAUAAUUUGUCUUUUAACUAACUGAGGGAUACUGUAAGGAAAAAUGUAGUGACUAUGACAAGUGUUUUGAGAUCCUUGGAAGAAAGGAGUACUAUGUUAAUUCAUGAUAGUGUAAUUAUUAUUUAUUAUAGGACCCAAAAUUAAGAUGUAAACGUCAAAUUGUUAUUUUCCCCAGUUUGAAUAGCAACAUAUUUAAGCUUGUUCACAUUAUAUGCUCUAUUUUAGAGGCAUAAAAUACCUUAAUUUCUUUAGUUUUAUGUAUGUUUGUUGAGAUUUUGUGGACUCUUUGAAGUACAAGCUACUCAAAAAACCAUUUGGCAGGUGGGCUGUUUGACAUUGCAUGCGUGCUAAUGAUGCAUCAGAGGGAACAACUGAAUUUUGCGUCUAUUGUUCUGAAGAAGACCUUGUAUUAGAUUAAUACCAUGGUUUUCACAGCUCUGAACUAAACCCAUUUUUUCCCAGUGUUUUAAUCACCUCUUAAAGUUUAGGAUUGCUAUCUUACUAGUCAGUAUAAAGAUGAUACCUUUCUUUGUGACAGCUAAAGUAGUCAGUUGAAUGUUUCUUUUGUUUCUUUUUUUAGUAGCUUCUAAAAUUUCUGACACUAAGUCUUUGUUCUAAUAUAGAUUUGUACUAGAUAGAUUGUGUUUAGAUGGUCUUAAAUCAUAAUUUAUUAAUAUAGAAUAUUUUAGAAUAAUUAUCCCUGUUAUAUUUGAAAUUAAACAUUAGUAGGUAAAUAUUAAAGCAAUCAGUACACAUUUUGAAUUUAUCACUGUUGGAUAUUCUAAUGUAUUAUUUGCCUAGUCUUCAAGAAAUGUUCAAGAAAACAUUGAAGUAUAGCCAUCCAUUAAUUAAUCGCUUAAUGGAUCCAGACGCUCAAAAAGGUAAAUCUGUUUUUUUCUUUAUGUAACGUGAUCCAUCUAUUCUACAACAAAAAAUAGAAUAUAAAAUCUUACCCUUGCAGUGUUCAUUAAUGUCUUAAAGGGAACUAGGUAUUUUAUCAACUGCAUUUUAUAUCUUGUGUUUGCUAAUCUGCAAAUAUCUCUAAUAAUGCUUAGUAUUACUGCUGUAAUACCUAUAGUCCUGAUGGUAGGUCAGUGCUAAAUUUGACAGACUAUAAAUUGCACACAUAGACUGAGGGAUUACUUAGGGUUUGUUUUUGCUUUUCAAUCUGCAAAAGUGGAAUGCAUUUUUUGCCCAAGUGCUUGAUUGCAACUUCUAGGUUACUUCAUUUCAGAUAAGAAGAUUGUAAGAGAGAUAAAGAUAGUUUUAUGUAAAACUACAAGUUUUCACUAAUGUUUAGAGAAAAGAUGUAUCUAGACUACAAAAACAUUUAGAGCCUUUGUUAAUGAUCUCUGAUGUAUUCAUUAGAGGCAAAUACAUAAUGUCAUUUGACCUCUAGAUGCAAGGAGAAUCUGAAGUUUGAAUUCUACUACCAGUGUGGUUGUUUGAAAUGGAUUCACCGUUUUUACUAGUACCAGUUGCUGUUGAGUUGAUUUUGACUUAUGGUGAGCCCACGUGUGUCGGAGUAGAGCUGUGCUCCAUGGGGUUUUCAACGGCUGAUUUCUUAGAAGUAGAUAGCCAGGCCUUUUUUCCGAGGCACCUCUGAGUUGGGGCGGACCUCCAACCUUUUGGUUAGCAGCAGAGCAUAUUAACCAUUUGUGCCACCCAGGGACUUCAGUGUUUUACAUAGCCUUCAAUAUCAAGUGCAACUUUGCAUAGAUUACUUAAUAACUGUCUGCACUGUCUUGAGAUAAAAAGUGUGCAGACGUAACACUUUUGACUUAGAAUAAUAGAAAGAUUACCAUGUUUUUGUAGAACAGCUGUAAUACAAAUUUAAUUAUCUUGAUUUCUUUCUUUCCUUAUCUACACACACUGUAGAUCUUUUCUAAGAACUAUAAUUCUGUGUUUUCCUUUUAGGAGGUAACAGGUGGCUUCUACCUAGGUGAGCAUAUCUUUAGGCCAAGAUAGCUGGGUGCGUGCCCAGUGUUGGCAGCUUAUGUGGCUUAAACAUGAGUGGUUUUACUGUAGUGAUUUUUGCAAACCUAAACAUUGAAAGUCAUAAUCACUUAGAGAAUUCAACCAUUUAGAAGAUUGGAAUGAAGAUGCAAUUUCUGUGGGGUUUAUGAAUAAAAGUACAUCAUUAUCAUUACCAUUAGUAACUAUUCUUGGUUUCAACUGUGCGCACAAUAAUUUGGCAAAUUACAAAGGAAAUGGAAGAAGUUCAAGGUAAGGUUGAGACAGAAUUAGUAUUAAAAUAUUUUACAACAUGAACAAACACAUCCCAUAAUCAUCUAUAUAGCUAAUUAAAGCUUUGAAAAUACGUUCGUAAGUACAGUGCUAAGGGGAUUAAGUGUGUUAUUGGAGCACAGUCAGAUAGCAUUUUGCUGGAAAGGCUUCCACUAGCUAGAGGAACACUCAGUUCUCAAGUACUAAGGGAUAUUGACUUUUCCUCUCUUAUCUCUUUUAUACUUAGCAUCUUGCUCUUGGAAGGGGCAGAGCAAACCCAUAGCCCAGAUCUCAUAUUGCAUUACUGGCAUAAAGAUCCAAGAAUCAUAGGAUCACGUAUUUAUAUACAGAUUAAAGUUAGGACUAUGGUGGAUGCUAAAA